GGUGAGCAGGGAGGAAGGGGCUGCCUGAGGCUGCCGAGGGAGGAGGGUUCCCCAGCGCUCGGGGGCCUGAGCUGCGAACUCAGCCUCGUCCCGCUUCUCCCAUAGGUUGGCACGCGGAGGAGAAAGCCUGGUGUUGCUGGGACAGACACUCUGCGAGUGCUCACAGUUGAUGCACACGAUGUCCGAGGGGACACAGGAGGCCGCCGGCUCGAGGGAGCUUGCAUGCGUGCUCUGUGGCCGAGUGCACGCUGACCUUGGUAUAAUUGGGAACAAAUACGUGAUGAAGGGGAUCUACUUCCAUACUUUUUGUGUGACAUUUUCCUCCGGCCUUUUACAACGAGGAAGUGAUGGAAGUUCACAUUUCUGCACUCAAGACCUGAUACGCACAGUGAGGCAGGCAGAGCAGACGGUGAGCACCGGACCAGAACAGGGAGCUUUGUGCCAGGAGAGGCACGGCAAGCUUAGCCUGGUCCAAAGAAAGCAAUCCCAGCCCUUCCAACCAGCCCCAGGAGAAAGUCCUGCUCCUGUAGACGAGCCCUGUUCACCAGGCAGCUCUGCAGAGUGCCACCCAGCCCUGCCCUCACCCUGUGCCCUGCCCAGAGGUGCGGGGCCCGCUGCGUAGGCCCUGAGCCUGCUGCUGAUGCGGGCUGCUCUGCUCUUUCCAGCUCUGCUUCGUCUGUGGCAAUUUCGGGGCCACCAUCACCUGCGCAGAGGCGGGCUGUGACCGCAGCUUCCAUCUCCCCUGCGCCUCCGAGGGUGAAUGUGUCACCCAGUACUUUGGAGAGUUCAGGUAAGGGCUGCCAGGCAUCGCCAGUGAACCUCCAACCCCUGCUGUCAGCACCA
Gallus gallus (chicken) is the source of this 843-nucleotide messenger RNA. Its product is annotated as PHD finger protein 7-like. Bases 170 to 622 code for a protein of 150 amino acids. The transcript is spliced from 3 exons. Gene Ontology annotation, cellular component: nucleus. Lineage: Eukaryota; Metazoa; Chordata; Aves; Galliformes; Phasianidae. The record is from RefSeq and is a predicted model, not a curated record.